AGCUUUAAUGGAGGAAGUAGCCCCUUUAGAUUGCUUGUGGCUGUAUGUGUGCUAACCUCCAUACCAAGAGUCGCGAAUCACUGGAUCAUCAUAGCGGGGCAGAAUAACAUCCACGGGGGUGGGGUGGACAAGCCACACUCGGAUCCGCUCGCGUGGAUCUAAACGUCGGCCCGCGUGGUCCACUUCGAUCGGAGCAGUGUGCGACCGGCGCUCCAGAAGCGAGCAGUAUGCAUUUGGACUGCAGGCUGCUACUAUGGAAGGAGCGGUAAUGGUGGGCAGGGGGCCGACAGGGGCCGGGGUUCUCGUCCUGUCGAUCCUCGUCAUCAUCCUCACCGCGGAAGGCUGCAGGGCGCAGAAAGGUGAUGGCUGCGGACCCACAGUGCUGGGCCCGAGUAGUGGGACGCUGUCGUCGCUGGGCUACCCGGGGCCGUACCCCAACAACACGGUCUGCGAGUGGGAGAUCAGCGUGCCCCCUGGCACCAGGAUCCACUUCUGCUUCGCUGAGCUGGACAUUGACGACGGUGACUGCCAGGUCAACUACCUCCGCCUGUACAAUGGCAUCGGACCUACCAGGAGCGAAAUUGCGAAGUACUGCGGCUUGAACGUGAAGGUGAACAAACUAAUAGAGUCCGCUGGCAAUCAAAUCACAGUACAAUUCAUGAGCGGGAGACAUCACACUGGACGUGGAUUCUACCUGUCCUACUCCACCACAGAACACACAGAUCUCAUCACAUGCCUACACAAAGGAAGUGAUUUCCCCGAGGCGGAGUUUAGCAAAUACUGUCCAGCCGGAUGCUUGACGUCAACAGAGGAGGUUUCCGGAACGAUACCGACUGGAUACCGAGAGUCAUCUCCGCUGUGUUUGGCUGCUGUGCACGCUGGCGUGGUAUCCAACGCCGUGGGGGGCAGGAUCCAUGUGGUUAGCAGUAAAGGGAUCCCGCAGUAUAAGGGCACACUGGCCAACAACGUCACGUCCACUGGAGGAACACUGUCAAACAGUCUCUUCACCUUUAGGACAAACGGCUGCUAUGGAACGCUGGGAUUAGGGUCCGGUGGUGUGGCAGAUAUUCAGAUCUCCGCCUCGUCCGUGUGGGAGUGGAAUGACGUGGCGGGUCAGGUCAGCGUGUGGGCGCCGUCGGGAGCUCGGCUAAAUAAGGCGGGGCUGCCCUGGGCGCCCUCCCACAACGACCAACACCAGUGGCUGCAGGUGGACCUAAAACGACAGAAGAGGAUCACAGGCAUCACCAGCACAGGCUCUACGCUGAGGGAAUACCCGUACUACGUGUCGGCAUACCGCGUCCUUUUCAGUCACGACGGCGAGCGGUGGCUGUGCUACAAGGAAGCCAACUCCACGCAAGACAUGAUUUUCCAAGGCAACAUCAACUACCAGGAUGAGGUCAGGAAUAAUUUCAUCCCCCCCAUCGAGGCGCGCUACCUGAGGAUUAAUCCAACCUGGUGGCAGCAGAGGAUCGCUAUCAAGGUGGAGCUGCUCGGAUGCCAAGUGUCUUUAGCGAGGAAGGCUAUGGAGCCCAGGAUGGUCCCGCCUCCCCGUUUCACCCCACGCCCGGCAGCCACAAAACGCCCACGUACCUUCAGCAAGACCACACCACCUCCGGAUAUCAGAAACACCACCAUGCCGCCUCUCACUGGCAAAGAUGUGGCGCUGGCUGCUGUCCUUGUGCCUGUUUUGGUCAUGGUGUUGACAGCACUCAUCUUGCUGGUGGUAUGUGCUUGGCACUGGAGGAGCCGGAAGAAGAGCUCCGAAGGAACGUAUGAUCUUCCUCACUGGAAUCGCACUGACUGGUGGAAAAGUAUGAAGCAGUUACUGCCGUCCAAAAUGGUGGAGGUGGAGGACUCUGUCCGCUAUAGCAGCAGCGAGGUGGGCCGGCUUACGGCGAGGGGCGCCGUUCCGAGACUGCACGCCGAACCCGCAGAAUACGCAGAGCCCCUGGUGAGCGGCGUAACAACACUGGGUGCCCGGUCCACCUUUAAACCCGACGAGAGUCCCGACCCGAGUUACAGCGACCCCGACCUGUACGACGCCCCCAUCUCCCCAGAUGUCUAUCACGCCUACGCGGAGCCCCUGCCCGCCUCGGGGGCUGAGUACGCCACGCCCAUCGUGGUGGACAUGGGCCGCCAUUUGUCAGGAGCCGCGCCCGCCACAUUGCUGCUGGCACGGACAGAUGGCAGCCAGUCGGCAUACGACACACCCAAAACCGCCACGGGACACGACCCCACCUAUCAGGUGCCCCAGUGCGGCACCAACAGAGCCGAAGGGGGCGCGUGAUUGGCCAACUACCUGAGCUUUUAUCCGGAGAUGUCUAUCGUGUACAGACGGCGAGUUGGAUCCGCUUGCGUUGGCGCCAUUCCAGUCGGAUCACUGAAAGCGCAGAAAUGAAUGUUUGUUUUUUCGCGCUGCGCGUAGCUCACAAGACGAGCGCGCCGACUACUGUUUUUUCUAAUCUGUGAUUCUUGCUUUUGUGAAACUGUGAUUAAAAAAAAAAAAACGAUCUUGUUACAAAGGUGAUGACGGAAAACAAAAAUUCCUCCUUAGCUUCGUUGUCCACGGUACGCGUUGUCUUUGAAAGCGUAACUUGAACUUGUGUUACUGCUUGUGUGAUUCCGUCGCCGCAAACCUCGAAGAAUUCCCAAGUGAUUUUUUUUUUUACUGAUAUUUAUUUUGGAAUCCUGCUGAUAAGCCCACCCGCUGCCCACCCCAUGCCGCUUCUGCAGACCAAAUGUUGCCUAUUUUUGUUUGCGUCGCAGCUCAGCAGAAUGAACUUUUUAAAGUCUUAAUGUGAGAAAUAAAGUACAUUUUUGAUGAGUAAGA
Syngnathus acus (greater pipefish) is the source of this 2830-nucleotide messenger RNA. RefSeq names its product discoidin, CUB and LCCL domain containing 2 (gene dcbld2). The transcript is spliced from 15 exons. The coding region runs from base 254 to 2287 and encodes 677 amino acids. The record is from RefSeq and is a predicted model, not a curated record. Lineage: Eukaryota; Metazoa; Chordata; Actinopteri; Syngnathiformes; Syngnathidae.